Messenger RNA from Racocetra persica, 1398 nucleotides. The record is from the annotation of a GenBank genome assembly. Lineage: Eukaryota; Fungi; Glomeromycota; Glomeromycetes; Diversisporales; Gigasporaceae.
AUGACAAUUAACGAUGAGUAUCCUGUUCAAAAAGACACUGCCUCCUUACUACGUAAUAACUUCUUUCGUAAAUACGGUGCCACGGAUUCUAAAAAACAUGUGAUAGAAGAAAUUGUCUUGAAGCAACAACCUUUACGUGACGUUCAACUCGACGGUCAACUCGAGUGUGGUGAACAAGAUUCUAUAGUUCCCACAUCGAAUUGUCCCUCGAAGUGUACCAUUUCAGAGUCUUAUUCCCCUGCUGCUUUGGUUGUCAAGAACGACGGAAGUACUGCACGUGAUAAUUUCGCACUUGAAAGAACCUUUCUGUCAUGGUUACGUCUAAGCGCGGCCCUAGUUCUAACGGGUCUUUCAUUUUAUUCACGUUUACCAUUAAUUCCUCAAUCUACUAUACCCUUUCUCGAAGAUCCACAUCCAACGGGACUCUUACUUAUAUUUUCAGGUUUUUUUAUUCUUAUAUGGGCCGUUAUAAAUUACUUCCAAUUUCAAAAAAUGUUAAAAGAGAAAAUUGCUGUUGUUGAGAAUGGAAAAUUUAAUUUUUUGUUUUCUAGAGACUGCAAAGAUAAUGAAAGUACACCACCUAAUAUGUCUCAGUUAGGCCAAUUUAGGCGUUCCAAAUCUUCUUCCAUAUUGGAACUUUUUAGAGACUGCAAAGAUAAUGAAAGCACACCACCCAAAAUGCCUGAGUUAGGUCAGUUUAGGCGUGCUAAAUCUUUUUCUAUAUUAGAACUUUUUAAAGACUGCAAAGAUAAAGAAAAUACUCCACCAAAAAUGCCUAAUACUCCUCCUAGAACGUUAAAAUAUUCUUCCCCAUCUCAUUCACCUUUGUCUGAUCAAAGCGAAAGUCCACUUACCAGUCCAUUAAAACGUAUGGCUGAAUCUCCAAUUACCCAUUAUUUCAAACGAGUUGAUAUCUCAAAAACCGUGAUUGAAAUUUCCAUCUCUGAUGAGAGCAUAACGUUGGUUUCUCCAUCUUCGAAAUUGUCACCUUUAAAAAAAGUAACCGUAUCUGCUGCUGUCGGUCUUCGUCGCGUUUCAAAAUCUCAUGUAACUCCUCCUACCAAAAGUGGAAUUAAUGGGUAUUUUCAUAAGAUGAAAGGAAAACAUAAAAAGGUUUCAAGGUAUAUUACUGAGGAUAAACUUCGUGAUGUAUCUCCAGAAAUUAGAAAAGAAAAAGUAUCCUCUGUCGGUUUUCGUCACGUUUCCAAAACUCAUGUGACUCCUCCUACCAAAAUCGGAAUUAAUGGUUAUUUUCAUAAGAUGAAAGGAAAACAUAAAAAAGUUUCAAGGUAUAUUACUGAAGAUAAAUUGCAUGACGUAUCUCCAGAAACUCUCCGUGUCUUUGCAGCUGCUCGUGGUGGUGAUAACUCGUUACUCCAAGAGUAUACUAUGGAAAAU